Messenger RNA from Prunus armeniaca (apricot), 228 nucleotides. The record is from the annotation of a GenBank genome assembly. Lineage: Eukaryota; Viridiplantae; Streptophyta; Magnoliopsida; Rosales; Rosaceae.
AUGAGCAGGUCAUUGCCCUUUUCCAGGCUCUUCAGGCAGCUGGAGCAAGAGAUGGAAACUGUGGUAAAGGUACUGCAGCCUGGACCUUUAGGAAUCAUAGAGCACAAGUUCUCUGCUGAGGAGAUACGCAAGGCAAAUGCUACAGUUCAGAGGGCUGUGGAAACUUGGCGGCAGAAUGCAAUCCUAGAGCAGAGGAAUCCACUCUUGAAAGAUUAUAUUCAUAAGUGA